Molecule: messenger RNA, 1140 nt
Organism: Fusarium verticillioides 7600
Lineage: Eukaryota; Fungi; Ascomycota; Sordariomycetes; Hypocreales; Nectriaceae
Exons: 2
Coding region: 1-1140 (379 amino acids)
Source: RefSeq, a predicted model, not a curated record
AUGGCCCAUCUCGAAACAUUGGUGGCCAACUUUCAAGAGACUGACUCGGAUGCUCGCUUCUCAUCUCUGAACGAACAACUAUCCAAGGUGAUCGGCGAGCGAGACGGACUCAGAAAUCUUUUGGAGUCUUUUGACUUUACCAUCCGAAGUCAUCUUGACGAGGCCUCUGGGAAAAAGCCCUUGCCGUCCUCUGCGAUUCGCAAAGAUGGCGGAGCGCAGUCUUUGCAAAGCCGGCUAGAUGUGCCAGACUUGCAAGAAAUCCCUGGGAAUGAGGCUUUCGACACCGCUGCAUCAAUGAACAGCAGCGACGAUGUUCAGGCCUGGCAUGAUCCAGAGUAUCUAGAUCUAGAUUCUUCUCUAUUCCAACUACCUCCUCUAUUCCCGGACUUUCUCAGCACCAUCGUCCCCCAGACUGGUCUACCAAAAUGCGAGUGUAUGCUCGGGGCAGCCGACGAUACGGGCACGACGGUCAGCAUUUGGCGCCAGCUCAACCAUCUCCACCAGUCACUGGCCAACAUAGACCUAGCAGCGGAAGACCGAGAGAGCGAAGAUUCCAUCAUUCGCGCCGUGCUGUACGGGUGGAAUAGCGUCACUGCAGCGGGACGAGAGCUAAACACCUGCCGUAUGCUUCGUAGCAUAGACGAGCUUUCAGGGUUGGAAUCUACCCCCACCGAUCGACUGGCCAUAUUGAGCUUGAUACGCCUUAUGCUAGUGAGCCAAAGGAGUCCAAGAAAAGCCGCGCUACCGCGUUGGCUCCAGGCCAGGCCAUCUCAGAACCUCCCCCAUUCAAUCGCCAUCGAUUUUGUCUUCUGGUGCGAGACCCUUGCCAACCCAGCCCAGCCCAGCCCAGCUCUGUCUUCGUCCAUAGCUAAUGCACAGCCCAGGCCUGGUAUACGAGAGCGGUUGGUCUUCUCGGAGCAUGAGUACUGCGCAGACUCCUUUUGGCGCAGUGCCUUUUCAGAUACGAAGCUCUUGUGGCCGAUGGAGCUGUCUGAUGCCUAUGUCCAGAACUCGGUGACCGGCGACCUGCACCUUUCGCCUUACUUUCGCAUGUUCAUACGGGACUUGGGUAACUGGACGGUGUCGCCGGGGUUUUUAAAACAAUACCCAGAGCUCUAUAACGACAUUAAAGGGUAUUAG